AUGAGUAACGUUCUUCAGGACAUUAAGGAGGAGGAAGUCGCGGAAUAUGUUCAAGGGAUGAGCGAGGGGGUUGAACAGAAGAAACGAUCGCCUGCGGCGAUCGGUGGGACUUCUCAGCCACUUACAUCAACGUUUGGAGGAAGUUUAGUUCACGGAACAGGGUUACAAGAGCAAGAAGAAAGACUACCAGUUGAAGAAAUGAGUGAUGGACAGCAUGAGCUUGAUUUAGACUUGAAGCUGGAAAAGGUAGUCUCUCAAGAUUCGGUGAAGCGGCAUGCUGACGUUUUGUUGUCGCAGCCACUGAGCGAGGAAGAAUCCAGCGUAAUACAUAGAAGCGGGGAGGAGGUACUGUUACCUCCACUUCCUGAUAUCAACGCUAAUGUCGGGUCAGUCUUUGUGCCCGAAGCCGAAGAGCCGGAGGAGAAUAUCGAAGAACUUCAUCAGGGUUUGGGUCUUGGCAGUACGACUGGAGGCCUUCUACGCAUUAAUACCGAUACCCUUAUAGAUGGAACGCAUCUUGUGGAGCCUAUGCCGCUACAUUCGAGGGCGUUUGCAGAUUCAGAGCCACCAUCGAUGAUAGCAGCAGAGUCGCUGGCAGCUGAUCCGGAUACUUCUUUUGAUCUUUCAAAGGCGCUCGAGAUUCCUAACCACGACCAUAACAAUGGAAAUGUAUCAACAGUGCUGCCUAAUGGAGAGCUGGAGAACUCUUCAAAUUUAGGUUCCUCGCAUCCGAUUUCACCUCUCGUUUCAGUACCAAUGACUACGCUGAAACGUAAAAUAUCGUUCACUUUCAACAGCAACUCAAACUCUGGGGGAGAAAAUGCAACUUUAUCACCUCCAUUGACACAUUCACAACCGCAGCCACAGGACACGCAGUUACCGCAGAGAAGUUCCAAAUCAAUAUCCAGCAACAGCCGGUCCGAUUCAUUUUCCGGUGGUCGAACUAGUAGGAGUAGCUCUAAUGCAGCGCAUACAGUGCUAUUACCAUCUUACAAUGCUACUCUGGAUAAGUCUGCCGAACCGCACCAUUUUAGUAUUUCACAGGAGCUUCCAAGAAGCCCGGCAAGAAAAAUUAGUAAUGGAAGCCAUAAUAGUGCAUUGUCUGUUCUGAAUGGAAAUAUUAACGGCAAUGGAAAUAUCAACCAUAAUAACAAUUCUAGUGGUAACAGCAGUGGGAGCCAUAGCAGCAGUAGUAGUGGUAAUGUAUUAGGGAAUAACAGUCAUAAUAGCAUGGGAACAUUUACAAGCGCGGGCGUAACUACCUCGGCAGAGGAAUCCUUUUUCAAACCCCACUGUUGGCUUUUUACAAACAAGAGAAGUAAAAUUGGUAUAUCAGGGAAUUAUCACGGAGACCUGUCAAAUGACUUCUCGACAGUCAUGUCAUCCUCGCUAUCAAACAAAAAGACACCGCUUUUAGCUCGUGCUUCUAGCGUGAUCCUACGAAAAACGUCUUUUGUUAAAGAAAAUAACACUAACCCGUCUUCUGCAUCCAGCCCACCGCCCCUAGGACGACUAAACGAUUUCAGAUCGUUGAGCGAAUACACAGCGUCUGAUAAACUUCCGCGGAAAUCACCAUUAGCCCGUAGUAAACUCUCUAGAAAGUCCUCAUUGUCCCCUCAUCCAGCUAUCACGCCUUUUGAAAGCACUGAUCUGACAUCAGUGUCCACAAGGACAUCUUCUGCUGGUUCUCUCCUUUCUCCUGUUAGUUCAUUUACUGCCCCAUCAUUUGGUAGUAAAGUAAGAAGAGGCUUUUCGAGGAUAAUAAGCGGUGGAUAUUCAAAACGUGUACCUUCUAGACGGACAGCAUCAGAAGUGAAGCAAACAACACAAUACCCAUUUCUGGAAGCGUGUGCGGACAAUAACGAUCAGAACUCUUUCGAGAAUGGUAACUCUAAUGGGUCACCUAACUCACAAGGUCAUGAGCAUAGACUUUCAAUUGACAGCACGUCGAUAUCUCAGACUUCACUUUACCGUACAAAAUCUGAUCGCUUCGUUGGUGGUAAUGGAAAUAGUAACAAAGGUCAACCUUUUAUUCCUAAAAGGCAAAAUACCCAGGCGACUCUAGGAUCUGUUCUAUCACCAACUCAGUACCGUCAGAGAAGCUACAGCAGCAUCAAAAACAGCAUGCAGUCUACAUCCUCAGAUGACAUUCAAAUCACGGUAGAUGUUGAGGAAAUUAUGAACAGGUUACCAACAAUAACUAUCACCGAAGAUUUUGGCGCCAAAAAUACAACUCCAGUUCAGACGCAGUCGAACAUCUGGUGCGAUAGGGCCUACGAAGCACGUGGUGAAAGCGCGAACACAACAGAGAAGAUGUCACUGCAGGAAUAUGUCGCUAUCCUAAUCAACCAGCAAAUGAUUGAAGACGAAAGGUUCUCACUCUUGGAGAAAUCAUUUGCCAAGGGCGGCUGGUGUUCCCGGGAUGAUUUGCUAAACCUUAGACGCAAACGGGUCCUUAUUAAUAAGAAAUGGGCGGAGAGGAUUUCGUAUUACCAGGGCAAAAUGGAGGCUUCAUAG
Messenger RNA from Eremothecium sinecaudum, 2517 nucleotides. RefSeq lists its product as uncharacterized. Bases 1 to 2517 code for a protein of 838 amino acids. NCBI's taxonomy places the organism in Eukaryota, Fungi, Ascomycota, Saccharomycetes, Saccharomycetales, Saccharomycetaceae. The transcript has a single exon. The record is from RefSeq and is a predicted model, not a curated record.